AUGCUUGGAGCAUUUUACCGUGCGAGCAAGAUAUAUUACAUGAUCAUCGCUGUUAUUGGCGUUCCUGUGAACUUAGUGGCAAUUGUGAUCCUGUCCCGGGAAAAGUGCGGCCUCUCCACCUGCACCACUCGCUACCUGUUUGCCAUGGCAACGGCUGAUCUACUAUCCAUCAUCUUUCAAGUCAUCUUGUGGCGGAUCAGUUAUAUUUACUUCCCCGGGACUUUCCUAGACAUCACCCCCGUAUGCAGUAUGAUCUCCGUCCUGGGACUGGCUGCCAUAAAAUGUUCUGUCUGGUUCACCGUCACUUUCACGUUUGACCGUUUUGUCACCAUCUGCUGCCAGAAGCUGAAAGCCAGGUACUGCACCGGGAAAACUGCGGCUCUGGUUCUGACAACCGCAGGCGUUGUGUUCUCUUUUAGCAACGUGCCCCACUUCUUUAUAUACGAACCCUUUAAAGUGACCGACAAUAUACCCUGGGACUGCAUUCGAAAGCCGAGCUACUAUACGGAUCCCGGGUGGCUUGGAUAUAGGUGGCUUUCUACCGUUAUAAACCCAUUACUCCCGUUCGCAUUGAUACUACUGUUCAACGGUCUGACAGUUAGGCAUGUUUUAGUGACUAGUCGCGUACGGAAGGGGCUGAUAGGUCAGAAAAAGGCGGAAAACCGGAAUGACCCGGAGAUGGAGAGCAGGAGGAGGUCUGUAAUCUUACUUCUCACCAUCUCCGGAAGCUUCAUCAUCCUGUGGUCGGCAGAUGUUGCCGAAUUCCUUUAUAAUACAAUCGCUGGACUGAAUCAACAUGAAUACAACUCCUCAGAAUACAUAUUUGAAUACACCUCAGACUUUCUGCUGCUAUUAAGUUGCUGCACAAACACAUUUAUUUAUGGGGUGACUCAGUCCAAGUUCAGAGAGCAGUUCAUCGGCGCAGUGAAAUAUCCGCUCACGUCAAUUAUUCAACUAGUGUAUAAACAAAAUAUCUAA
Messenger RNA from Mobula hypostoma (lesser devil ray), 978 nucleotides. Its product is annotated as probable G-protein coupled receptor 139. Gene Ontology annotation, molecular function: G protein-coupled receptor activity. The record is from RefSeq and is a predicted model, not a curated record. Gene Ontology annotation, biological process: phospholipase C-activating G protein-coupled receptor signaling pathway. The transcript has 2 exons. Gene Ontology annotation, cellular component: plasma membrane. NCBI's taxonomy places the organism in Eukaryota, Metazoa, Chordata, Chondrichthyes, Myliobatiformes, Myliobatidae. The coding region runs from base 1 to 978 and encodes 325 amino acids.